CACCCAUGAGUGGCUUCUUCUCACGCCGGGACCCACGGCGGGUGCCGUGGGGGGCGGCAGGCCAUGCCUUGCGUACCCGUGUCCUGCGCACCAAGCCCGUGGAGUCGAUGCUGGAGGGCACGGGGACCGCCACCGCCCAGGGCGCCAGGCUGGCCAAGGUCCUCACCACCCUGGACCUCAUCUCCCUCGGCGUCGGGAGCUGCGUGGGCACCGGCAUGUACGUGGUGUCUGGCCUGGUGGCCAAGGAGAUGGCGGGGCCCGGGGUCAUCGUUUCCUUCAUCAUUGCCGCCGUUGCCUCCAUCUUGUCAGGCGUUUGCUACGCUGAGUUUGGCGUGCGGGUGCCCAAGACCACGGGCUCUGCCUACACCUACAGCUACGUGACGGUGGGGGAGUUUGUGGCAUUCUUCAUCGGCUGGAACCUCAUCCUGGAGUACCUGAUCGGCACGGCCGCGGGCGCCAGCGCCCUCAGCAGCAUGUUCGACUCGCUGGCCAACCACACCAUCAGCCGCUGGAUGAUCAACAGCGUCGGCACGUUGAACGGACUAGGGAAAGGAGAGGAGUCAUACCCUGACCUUCUUGCUCUUGUCAUUGCUGUCAUUGUCACCAUCAUCGUGGCCAUGGGGGUGAAGAACUCGGUGGGGCUGAACAAUGUGCUCAACGUCAUUAACCUGGCAGUCUGGAUCUUCAUCAUGAUUGCUGGUCUCUUCUACGUCAAAAGUGACAACUGGUCUGAAGGGCAAUUCCUGCCAUUUGGAUGGCCAGGGGUGCUCAAAGGGGCCGCGACGUGUUUCUAUGCCUUCAUCGGCUUCGACAUCAUCGCUACCACAGGAGAAGAAGCGAAGAGUCCCAACACCUCCAUCCCCUACGCCAUCACGGCCUCACUUGUCACGUGCUUGACAGCAUACGUGUCCGUGAGCAUCAUCCUCACACUGAUGGUGCCGUACGACGCCAUCGACACCGAGUCCCCACUGAUGGAAAUGUUUGUGGCCCAUGGCUUCUACGCAGCCAAGUUCAUCGUUGCCAUCGGGUCUGUGGCCGGCCUGACCGUCAGCUUGCUGGGCUCCCUCUUCCCAAUGCCGAGAGUCAUUUAUGCCAUGGCUGGUGAUGGGCUGCUCUUCAGAUUUUUGUCCCACAUCAGUUCCUACACGGAGACUCCCAUAGUGGCUUGCAUCGUCUCUGGAUUCCUCGCAGCAUUGCUUUCCUUGCUGGUCAGCCUGCGGGACCUGAUAGAAAUGAUGUCCAUUGGCACGCUGCUCGCCUACACACUGGUCUCCGUCUGUGUCCUGCUCCUCCGAUACCAGCCCGAGAGUGACAUCGAUGGUUUUGUCAAAUUCCUCUCUGAGGAGCACACCAAGAAGAAGGAGGGCAUCCUGGCCGACUGCGAGAAGGAAGCUUGCUCCCCAGGGAGUGAAGGAGAAGAGUUUGCUGGCCCACCGACCAACACAUGUGGGGCGAAAAAUCUGCCAUCGCUGGGGGAUAACGAGAUGCUAAUUGGGAAAUCUGAUAAAUCGACUUACAACGUGAAUCACCCCAAUUAUGGCACGGUUGACAUGACCUCAGGGAUAGAGGCAGAUGAAUCUGAGAACAUCUACCUCAUCAAGCUGAAGAAGUUGAUCGGCCCUCGCUACUACACCAUGCGGAUCCACCUGGGAUUGCCGGGGAAAAUGGACCGUCCCACGGCAGCCACCGGCCACACGGUCACCACCUGCGUGCUCCUGCUCUUUGUCCUGAUGUUCAUCUUCUGCUCCUUCAUCAUUUUUGGGGCAGACUACAUCUACGAGCAGAGCUGGUGGGCUGUUCUCCUCGUCGUGCUGAUGAUCCUGCUCAUCCUUGUGCUGGUGUUUGUGAUCUUGCAGCAGCCAGAAAACCCCAAGAAGCUGCCCUACAUGGCACCUUGUCUGCCCUUCGUCCCUGCCUUUGCUAUGCUGGUGAAUAUCUAUCUCAUGCUGAAGCUCUCCACAGUCACAUGGAUCCGAUUUGCCGUCUGGUGUUUUGUGGGUCUGCUCAUCUACUUUGGCUACGGGAUGUGGAACAGCACGCUGGAGAUCAGUGCCCGCGAGGAGGCCCUCCACCAGAGCACCUACCAGCGCUACGACGUGGACGUCGACCCCUUCUCCGUGGAUGAUGGCUUCUCCUGUGCCACCGAGGGUGAGGGCUACCCGGGCUGGGGUCCCUCCGAGGACAAGGGCUUCUCAUACCAGCAAAUGGCAGGAGCAAAGGAAACCCAUCGGACGAGUAGUAGGUCGAAAAGCAAAGGCAGGCACAAACCGCCAUCGGAGGCUCUCAUUGCCAAUGACGAGUUGGACUACUCGCCUGAGUAG
Balearica regulorum gibbericeps (East African grey crowned-crane) is the source of this 2321-nucleotide messenger RNA. The record is from RefSeq and is a predicted model, not a curated record. Lineage: Eukaryota; Metazoa; Chordata; Aves; Gruiformes; Gruidae.